AAGACUCAUUUUAAGGAAAAGGCCAGGGUUGAAUACUGACUUCAAAUAAAAGUGCCUACUUUUUCUUGGAGGCUAAAAGAAAAGUUGACUUCAUUUACCCAAAAAGGAAUUAUUUUUUUAUUCAGAAAAUCAGCAUAGUUUCCUUCAUUCUUUUACAGUAUACAAUAUCAGGCUUCAAAGAAAUGGUUUUCUCCAAUGGAAAUAAUUCCAUAGGCAGAUAUUCGUUUACUUCUGUUCAUCUAUGGCUGGAAAGACAAGUCUGGCUCCCUUAUUCGGACUCCCUCGAGCCAUUAAAAAAACUCUUAUCAGCUCUAGCUAGCUAGCUAUCAUCUGUAUGUAUAUUACCUAUCUCGGUCACCUAUCUAAAAAUCUAUCACCUGUUUUUCUAUUAUCUCCUCUUCUGUGCUUGAUUAUUUAAUUAGUACCCUGAAAAUGAAAUAAAAUAAAAUAAGAUCAUAGAAAGUGUGUUUCUUUCACCAUAUAACUGAAUAGGAAAAAUAAUUCUUCUCUUGAGUAUUUACUAGUCUCUGAGCCUAUAUGUGCCAUAGGGCAAAAUGACUGACAGUUUUAAUUGACUCGGUUAUUUAAUUAAAUGAAAUGACUGGCUUGGUACUAAUUAUUGUUCUGUAGUAUCAGAGAGGGUCAAUUUUCCCACUGAUUGAAAUGCAUAGUUCAUCUUUUAGAGCAAAAGGGCAGAGAGAGAAUAGUCAUUCAGAGGUAGAGAUCAGAAUCUUGGGUGGGGAGAAUAAGAAAGGAAGUUUGAAAAAACAUUUUAAAAAACUUAUCUUUGUUUUGCUUUGUUUUUAGACAUGAAGUUAAAUUUAUUUUGAAAUUUAAAAUAACAUUAAAAAAGAGCAUGUGACUUCUCUUUUUGUUAAAAGAGGGAAAGGAAAAAAGCAUGAAAUAGGGAUGGAAAAAAUAUGAUGCCUAGUAAAGAAGAUCUAGUAUUCUUAUAACCACUAAAGGUGUAAUCAGGCUCAGCCUGUCCUGUGUAUAUUAUGAUGGCAAAGAUCAUCAUUACUGCCAUUGUGUCCAUUUUCUUCCCCAUGUCUAUUUCAUGAGAGACACCCACAUUGCCUCUAAUACUUUGCUCUAGGGCCUGAACCACAUGUGGGCCAGAGCUGAGAUGAAAAUGUAGGACUUUUGAGUAUCCAUUUCAGUUAUUAUUGUUGCUAUGGCUUUUCCUUAGUUCUCAAAUGUGUGUGUGUAUGUGUACAUUUUUCAUUAUUUAUCAAUAAAAGUACAGUUUGAAUUAGUAAUAGAAUCAAUGCAGAGCUUAGCUCUUUUAGUAUAUGUUAUUUCCAAGCUAAGUUAUUGGUUUGGUUAAAUUUUUGCAAAUACUGAAAACUCAAAUGUUCAAAUGGUAAAUCACAGAGAACACGGUAAUCGUACAAAUUGUUUAAACUCUUAUGUAAAAUUUGAUAAGGUGUUUUACAUAACUAAUGAAUUGACAAGGUCUUGUGGAGAAAACAGUUCCAGAUCGCAAACAUACGCAACGGAUUUAGUCAAACAAUUUUUUUGGCAAGAAUACUAUUACUUUUGCAAUCAGUUGUGAGCCAAUGAAAUACAAAGAUGAGUCUAGUUAAUAAUCUACAAUUAUUGGCUAAAGAAGUAUAUUAGCGCUGAUCUCCCUCUAUUCAUCCUACCUUUUCUCUUCUAUCAACCCCACAAGGCUUUGGCACAAUGAAGUGGGUGACUUUUAUUUCCCUUAUCUUUCUCUUCAGCUCUGCUUAUUCCAGGGGUGUGUUUCGUCGAGAUACACACAAGAGUGAGAUUGCUCAUCGGUUUAAUGAUUUGGGAGAAGAAAAUUUCAAAGGCCUGGUGCUGAUUGCCUUUUCUCAGUAUCUUCAGCAGAGCCCGUUUGAUGAGCAUGUAAAAUUAGUGAAUGAAAUAACUGACUUUGCAAAAACAUGCGUUGCUGAUGAGUCAGCUGCAAAUUGUGACAAGUCACUUCACACUCUCUUUGGAGAUAAACUGUGUGCAGUUGCAUCCCUUCGUGAAACCUAUGGUGAAAUGGCCGACUGCUGUGGGAAACAAGAGCCUGAGAGAAAUGAAUGCCUCCUGAAACACAAAGAUGAUAAUCCAGACCUCCCUAAAUUGAAACCAGACCCUGAGACUUUGUGUACCGAGUUUAAGGAAAACGAACAGAAGUUUUGGGGAAAAUACCUAUAUGAAAUUGCCAGAAGACACCCCUACUUUUAUGCCCCAGAACUCCUUUACUUUGCUCAUCAAUAUAAAGGAGUUUUUGCAGAAUGCUGCCAAGCUGCUGAUAAAGGUGCCUGCCUGAUACCAAAGAUUGAAACUGUGAGAGAAGAAGUACUGGCUUCGUCUGCCAGACAGAGACUCAAGUGUACCAGUAUCCAAAAAUUCGGAGAAAGAGCUCUAAAAGCAUGGUCAGUAGCUCGCCUGAGCCAAAAAUUUCCCAAGGCUGAUUUUGCAGAGGUUUCCAAGAUAGUGACAGAUCUUACGAAAGUCCACAAGGAAUGCUGCCAUGGUGACCUGCUUGAAUGUGCAGAUGACAGGGCGGAUCUUGCCAAGUAUAUAUGUGAAAAUCAAGCUACAAUCUCCAGUAAACUGCAGAAGUGCUGUGAUAAGCCUCUGUUGGAAAAAUCCCACUGCAUUUCAGAGGUGGAAAAAGAUGAGUUGCCUGAAAACCUGUCCCCAUUAGCUGCUGAUUUUGCUGAAGAUAAGGAAGUUUGCAAAAACUAUAAUGAAGCAAAAGAUGUCUUCCUGGGCACGUUUUUGUAUGAGUAUGCGAGAAAGCAUCCUGAGUACUCUGUCUCAUUGCUGCUGAGAAUUGCCAAGGGAUAUGAAGCCUCACUGGAGGAUUGCUGCGCCAAAGAUGAUCCUCCUGCAUGCUAUGCCACAGUGUUUGAGAAACUUCAGCCUCUUGUGGAGGAGCCUAAGAAUUUAAUUAAACAAAACUGUGAACUUUUUGAAAAACUUGGAGAGUAUCAAUUCCAAAAUGCGCUCAUAGUUCGUUACACCAAGAAAGUACCCCAAGUGUCAACUCCAACUCUCGUGGAGGUCUCAAGAAACCUAGGAAGAGUGGGCUCUAAGUGUUGUAAGAAUCCUGAAUCAGAAAGAAUGUCCUGUGCUGAAGACUAUCUGUCCUUGGUCCUGAACCGGUUGUGCGUGUUGCACGAGAAGACACCGGUUAGCGAAAGAGUUACCAAAUGCUGCACGGAGUCCUUGGUGAACAGACGGCCAUGCUUUUCUGCUCUGACAGUUGAUGAAACAUAUGCACCCAAAGCCUUUGAUGAGAAAACAUUCACCUUCCAUGCAGAUUUAUGCACACUUCCCGAGAAUGAGAAACAAAUCAAGAAACAAAUUGCACUCGUUGAGCUGGUAAAACACAAACCCAAGGUAACAGAGGAACAACUGAAAACUGUUAUGGGGGAUUUUGCAGCUUUUGUAGACAAGUGCUGUGCAGCCGAUGACAAAGAGGCCUGCUUUGCUCUGGAGGGUCCAAAACUUGUUGUUAAAACUCGAGAAGCCAUAGCCUAAAAAGAACACAACCACAAGCAUCUCAGCCUACCCUGAGAGUAAGAGGAAAAAAAGAGAAAUGAAAACUCAGAGCUUAUUCAUCUGUUUUUCUUUUCUGUUGGUGUUAACCAACACCCUGUCUUAAGAACACAAAUUUCUUUAAAUAUUUUGCCUCUUUUCUCUGUGCUACAAUUAAUAAAAAAAUGAAAAGAAUCUAA
Molecule: messenger RNA, 3704 nt
Organism: Aethalodelphis obliquidens (Pacific white-sided dolphin)
Lineage: Eukaryota; Metazoa; Chordata; Mammalia; Artiodactyla; Delphinidae
Gene: ALB
Product: albumin
Exons: 15
Coding region: 1684-3507 (607 amino acids)
Biological process (GO): transport
Cellular component (GO): cytoplasm; blood microparticle
Molecular function (GO): enterobactin binding
Source: RefSeq, a predicted model, not a curated record